AUGAUAAAUGAUAUGUACGCGGACAUGAAAAUCACGCUCACAAAACCAUUCAUCCUAAGGUGCUUCCUCAUCUCCCUCUUCCUCUCCCUCCCCUUCCUCUUCUUCUACCUAUUCUUCCCACACCAACAACCCCUCCAUCAUUCUGUAACAACCAAAGACCUCAGAAUCCGACCCGGUUACUCCUCCUACGAAUCCUACAUACAGCGCCAGCUUAACAAGACCCUCAACCCCAGGCUCCGGAAAAUAUGGACAACCCGCGACUGGGACCGCAAGAUUUCGGUCUUCGCGCGGUUCUUCCAGGAGCUUAAGGACAAAAAGCUUCUCCAAAACACGUCAAAGGCGCUUUGCAUCGGUGCGAGAGUGGGGCAAGAGGUGGAAGCGUUGCGGCGAAUCGGAGUGGCUGACUCGGUGGGAAUGGAUUUGGUUCCUUACCCACCUCUGGUUGUGAAGGGGGACUUUCACAACCAACCGUUUGCCAACGACACGUUUGAUUUCGAGUUCUCCAACGUGUUCGACCACGCGCUGUACCCGGAGCGGUUCGUGGCGGAGAUCGAACGCACGUUGAAGCCCGAAGGGGUGUGCGUUCUCCAUGUGGCGUUGUCGAGGCGAGCUGAUAAGUACUCCGCUAACGACCUCUACAGCGUGCAGCCCCUGGUGGAGCUCUUCAAGCACUCCGCUUUGGUUCACGUUCGCAGCGUCGAUGGCUUUGGAUUGGACACCGAAGUUGCGUUUCGCAAGAAGAUCGGGGGACCUACUCGGCAUCAACGUUUGUGA
Sphenostylis stenocarpa is the source of this 774-nucleotide messenger RNA. The record is from the annotation of a GenBank genome assembly. NCBI's taxonomy places the organism in Eukaryota, Viridiplantae, Streptophyta, Magnoliopsida, Fabales, Fabaceae.